Messenger RNA from Suillus subaureus, 1249 nucleotides. RefSeq lists its product as uncharacterized. Lineage: Eukaryota; Fungi; Basidiomycota; Agaricomycetes; Boletales; Suillaceae. The record is from RefSeq and is a predicted model, not a curated record. Bases 126 to 1133 code for a protein of 335 amino acids. The transcript has 4 exons.
ACGGAGUUUGACUAUCCCACGCAGAAAAUCUUUAAUGACCCGAGAACGAUUUGUGCCGUUAAACUUGGUCGCCCGGGCCCACUAUAAACAGCAGCAGACUGGCAUAUGUUGAAGCUCGAAUUGAGAUGACAAUCCUCACAGUUACGAAGCUUUCAGAUGAGCUCUUCUUGCGGCCCAUCGUGAUAUCGAUGAACAGCUUGGCUCUCUCGUCCUUCAUGUCCUACGUCAUGUCCGCCAGUGGAAAGCUCGACUGGAGACCGAUAAUCAUCUGCGUGACAUCGGAUGUCCUUGCUAUCGGCAUUGACCAUCUCAAGGAUAAAGAGGAGGUCUUUUCGUCUAACCACAACAAUGCACGCGAUCCACACCUCGCAUGUUGGUUUGUAUAUGCACGAACCUUCCUCACUGCUAAUGCUGUGCUCCUCGCAUUCGCACUAUCUGUAUGCCCAAUUUCGACGGUCCUCGCGACGGCGGCGUUCGUACUUCCUGCCUUGCUUUGGACUACUCCGCUCAACUUCGCGAAGUUCGGGCUGGUUUUGAAGCGCCUCCUCUGGAGGUCUGUUAAAGACGAGGACGAGCACCAGCUUCCUGUGUCCGCGCCUAUUCUGGUUAUCAAACGCAUCCCCGGCAUGAAAGCCAUUUUUAAUGGUAUCAUUCGAGGAUGUGGUAUUCACACUGUUGUCCUAACCGUAUUGUCGAGAUCAGGAAGUCUGGCUGAUACGCUACCGUCUCCGUGGAGUACUGUUCAACUGAUAGUCUGGUCGACCGUCAAUCGCUCAUGCCAUGCAAUCAUGACCGAUGUCCGUGAUUUCGAAGAUGAUAUGAAGACCGGCGUCCCCACCAUACCCGUCUGUCUUGGUUCUAUCCGCAAGACGAAGGUCAUACUGACAGUUUGUCACAUGCUUGUUAUGUUGGCUUUCAUCGAAAACCCAUACAUCACGGGGAGCUGCCUAUUUGCCACAGCUCUGGUGUGGAUUCUUGGCAAAAAUUCGCCGAAAAAAGGCCUUUUUGCUGAGUUCUCAUUCGCAGUCCUUAUUCAUUAUCUGGUAUCUAUUGAAGAAGCAUGCUUAGCUUUUCGCGUGUUGGUCGUUCGAAAUAUUUUGUUCUUGACCGCGAAAUUUGUCGGAAUAUUAUAACGCCAUAGAGACGUUUCUGGGUUGAAUACAGAGCGUGUUAUAUCGACUGUCGUUUAUUGUAUCUAUUGCGCCAGCUACCGGAGACUAGACGGUCAUCAAACAAGACAUUAUAUACU